AUGAGCAGCCCACAGAAAGUCAUUGUUGUCGGCGCUGGGCCCGUCGGCUCGCUGGCUGCAUUGUAUGCCGCCCAGAGAGGCCAUCAAGUUGAGGUAUACGACCUCCGAGCUGACUUGCGAGACCCCACAACCACGCCACUCAACUUUACAAAGUCCAUCAACCUGGCAUUGGCCGAGAGAGGCAUGAACGCCCUCCGGCAAGUGAAGCCAGGUCUCCUAGAGGAGAUUCUUGAGGCUACUGUUCCGCUGAAGGGCCGCAUGAUCCACGGCCGGGGUCCGAGAGGAGAGUUGUACGAACACUCACAAGACUAUGACGCCCAUGGCAGGACAAACUACGCCAUCGACCGUGCUGGCCUCAACAAGCAAAUCCUCAACAUCCUGGAGGGCAUGCCCAACGUGAGGCUGCUCUUCAACCAUAAACUGACCGGUGCCGACUUUCGGUCUCAUAAGGCAUGGUUUGAGGUGCAAGGCACCGGGCAGUCCACGGGACGCGCGCGGGAAGUCGAAGUUGAUUUCGACUUUAUGAUCGGCGCCGACGGGGCUCAUUCCGCCGUCAGGUACCAUCUGAUGAAGUAUGUCCGGAUGAACUACCGCCAGGACUACAUCGAUACACUGUGGUGCGAGUUCCACCUGAAGCCUCGCGAGGGGGCCACCAAGGACGAUCCGGCCUCCAAGUUCCGCAUCUCGCCGAACCACCUGCAUAUCUGGCCCGGCAAGGACUUUAUGUUUAUCGCCAUUCCAAGUGACGAUGGCUCUUUUACGUGCACAUUGUUCAUGCCGAGUGCAGAGUUCGCCACCCUCGAGGCCAACCCCGCCGGUGUCCCCAGCUUCUUCGACCGGCACUUCCCGGGCGUCACGGAGAUCAUCCCCCCCAACGAGCUGAUCAAGUCCUUCAACACCAACCCGCACCUGCCCCUCAUCAGCAUCAAGUGCGAGCCCUACCACUACUCGUCGUCGGUCGUCAUCGUCGGCGACGCCGCACACGCCAUGGUGCCGUUCUACGGCCAGGGCAUGAACGCCGGCUUCGAGGACGUCCGCAUCCUCUUCUCCAUCCUCGACAAGCACUCCCUCAAGGAGUCCAACGCCCCCGACGACAGCAGCGAGGCCGACAAGGCGGUGUUCGCCGCCGACCAGCGGGCCCUCGCGCUGGCCGAGUACACGGCCCAGCGCGUGCCCGACGCGCACGCCAUCAACGAGCUGGCGCUGCAGAACUACGUCGAGAUGCGGUCCUCGGUCCUGUCGCCCACGUACAAGCUGCGCAAGUACCUCGAGGAGAUGCUGUCGGUGCACCUGCCGCAGCUGGGGUGGCAGACCAAGUACGCGCGGGUCUCGUUCGGCAACGAGCGCUACUCGGAGGUGGUCCGGAAGAGCGACGAGCAGGGCAGGAUCCUGGUGGGCGGGUUCAUCGGCGCGGUGGGCGUGCCGGUCGUGGCCGGGGCGGCGUACAUCUUGGCCAAGCACAGGCGAGCCGACCUGCCCACCGUCGCAGCCACACUCAAACAUCCGUCCUACCCGGACGCAACAUGGGCCCUCGAGCCCACCCGCAGCGGCCGCAUCCCCGUGGCCGAAGGCCGUGGCGGGCCCUUUAACCUGGCCUGGGAAGUCCACGGCGAAGGGCCGAUCAAGGUCAUCCUUAUCAUGGGCCUCGCCGCCUUCAAGACGGCGUGGCAGCGCCAGACGCUCUACUUCGGCCACGAGCGCGCGGGCGACUACUCGGUCCUGCUCAUCGACAACCGCGGCAUGGGCGACUCGGACGUGCCCCUCAUGCGCUACUCGACCUCGGACAUGGCCCGCGACGCCCUCGAGGUCGUCCGCCACGUCGGCUUCCUCGACAGCCCCGGCCGCCGGCUCCACGUCGUCGGCAUGUCCCUCGGCGGCAUGAUCGCGCAGGAGCUCGCCCUGCUGGCGCCGGACCGCCUCAGCAGCCUGAGCCUGUGCUGCACGGCCGCCGCCGUCGAGAACACGGGCACCUUUGCCGAGCACAUGGCCAACCGCGCCUCGCUGCUCAUCCCCAAGGGCCUCGAGAGGUCCGUCCGCGACGCGGCGCACCAGCUCUUCAGCCGCGACUGGCUGCGCCGCGCCGACGAGGCGCGCGUGCCGGCCGAGGGCACCCCGCGCGUGGCGCCGCCGCCCUCGGGCGCCGGGUGGCCCUACGGCGCCUUCGAGACCAACUACCAGCGCUUCGUGGCGCAGGAGAUGCACAAGCGGCUCGACGCGCGGCGCUUCACGACCAGGGGCUUCCUGCUGCAGCUCAUCGCGGCGGGCUGGCACCGCAAGACGCCCGCGCAGCUGGCCGCCAUGGCCGACGCCGUCGGGCGCGAGCGCAUCCUGGUCAUGCACGGCACCGAGGAUGGUAUGAUCUCGGUGCCGCACGGGCGCAAGCUCAUCCAGUACAUCGCGCCCGGGACCAGCUACAUCCUCGAGGGCGUGGGCCACGCGCCCGUCGUCGAGCGGUGCGAGUGGUUCAACGAGUGCCUGAGGGAGCGGUUCGAGGCGGGCGAGAAGCUGGACGGGCGGUUGUGA
This is a messenger RNA of Thyridium curvatum, 2523 nucleotides long. RefSeq lists its product as uncharacterized. Gene Ontology annotation, cellular component: mitochondrial outer membrane. Gene Ontology annotation, biological process: NAD+ metabolic process; quinolinate biosynthetic process; L-tryptophan catabolic process. Gene Ontology annotation, molecular function: FAD binding; NAD(P)H oxidase H2O2-forming activity; kynurenine 3-monooxygenase activity. The coding region runs from base 1 to 2523 and encodes 840 amino acids. The transcript is spliced from 6 exons. The record is from RefSeq and is a predicted model, not a curated record. Lineage: Eukaryota; Fungi; Ascomycota; Sordariomycetes; Thyridiales; Thyridiaceae.